Biomphalaria glabrata is the source of this 3236-nucleotide messenger RNA. RefSeq lists its product as uncharacterized. The coding region runs from base 23 to 1021 and encodes 332 amino acids. NCBI's taxonomy places the organism in Eukaryota, Metazoa, Mollusca, Gastropoda, Planorbidae. Gene Ontology annotation, molecular function: RNA-DNA hybrid ribonuclease activity; nucleic acid binding. The transcript has 2 exons. The record is from RefSeq and is a predicted model, not a curated record.
CAUACAGCCGUUGGGCCUUCGAAUGAGAGAACCCAUCCAAAAUUUAACCCCACCCAUUGACCAAAUCUCUAAAAUAGAAACCCCUCAGAACCCUCCUUGGCUAAUGAAUAAACCCAAAUUAAAUUUAUCCCUCCUCAAUUUCAAAAAAGAAAAUACAUACCCAAGCAUACUACAAGUCCACUUUAGGGAACUGCAGGAGAGCUACAGAGAUUGUGGCACCAUCUACACAGACGGAUCCAAAAUGGAGGGAAAGGUCGCGUGUGCCUGCUCCUUUCGGAACAAAACAAUCUCCCGUAGACUCCCCGAUGGCUGCUCCAUCUUUACGGCCGAAUUGCACGCAAUAUUGCUUGCACUUAUGGCCGUAAAAGCAUCAGAAAGGAGGAAAUUUAUAAUCUGCUCCGACUCCAAAUCUGCAUUGCAAGCUUUGGGGCGGAUGAAGAUUGACAUCCCAUUGGUACAUAAGAGCCUGAAGCUGUUGGACCAAAUAACAGCCGACCGUAGGGAUGUCACCUUCAUCUGGGUCCCCUCCCAUGUUGACAUUGAGGGAAACAAAGCCGCAGACAGAGAAGCAAAGAGAGCCCUAAAUCAUGCGGUGUCAGGAACCCAAAUCCCCUACUCGGACCUGAGACAAAGACAAAGUAUUGCCUCUGCCACCUAUCGAGAGUGGCAGAACCGAUGGGAGGCUGAGACUUACAGUAAACUCAGGCAGAUUGUGGCGGAUGUCAGGUGGCGGCCCACAUCUAAGGGUCUGACAAGGCGUGGUAGCACGACCAUGUCCAGACUUAGGAUUGGCCACACCUACAUCACGCACUCUUUUGUACUGAAGAAAGAGGAGCCCCCACUUUGUGAGUACUGUGACUCUCGCCUCACCGUGGAACAUAUCCUCGUUGAUUGCCCCAGAUACCAGGAUGUCAGAGCGAAAUAUUUUAGAGUCACUAAUUUAAAUACACUAUUUGAUAAUGUCGACCCUGGGAAGGUACUGGGCUUUAUCCGGGAAGUGGGGCUAUCUACGAAGAUCUGAUUUAUGAAUUUGUGAACAUGCACUAUUUACAUUAGAUUUUUACCAAAUAUUUAAAUUUUUACUACCUUGACUAUUUUAACUGUGAAUAGACCUUGAUUUUAAUGAUAUGACUGUUUAGAAUCUGGCCCUGUUGUUUAGAGAGAGAGUAGUCCUUAAGGGACUGCAGGCACGACAUGGCCUAAAUUGUGCCGAUGUGCCUCAAAUCAAACAAACAAACAAACUGAUUCAAAGUUUUACUCCUCUCACUGCUUUGUUUGCAUAAUUUAUACUUUCCAUGAUAUUACUUAAUAUUUUCUUUGCCUAAUUUAAACUUUCCCGAAAAUUACUCGAAAUUUUCUUUGCCUUUCAACUUUACCUGGUAUAACUCAAUAUUUUCUUUGCUGAAUUUCAAAAUUUCCCUGGUAUUACUCAAUAUUUUCUUUGCCUUACUUAAACUUUCUCUGGUAUUUCUUAUUAUUCUUUUCCUACUGUAAAUUUUCUCUGGUAUUACUUAAUAUUAAUAUUUUCUUUGCCUAAAUUAGGGGUUUCAUAAAUACGAACAAUCAUCACUUAAUAUAUUUCAACUCUAACUCCAGCUUACAUUGAUAAUACUUAAAUACUUAAUAAAGCACACGAUUAUAUUAACCUUAAGUAAAUAAUACACUUCAAUCAACUUUUUGAGAUAUAAAUAUAAAAAACACCAGUCCAGGAAGAGACCUCACUAACUUAACACACUCUCUCACAUUCGAGGAAGACUUAAUCACUCAGUUCACAACACGUGCAAGACUAUUUACAUUCACCAUUCACAUUAACAAUAAGUGGAUAUAACAAUCAUAUCAAAGUAACAUUCCUUUUCGCCAUACCUUCCCCUAACAGUAUACAUCAGUAAUGUUGUCUAAUUUAACUUUCCCUGGUAUUUCUCAAUAUUUUCGUUACAUAAUUUAUGGCUUCCCUGGUAUUUUUCAAUAUUUUCUUUGCCUAAUUUAAAAUUUCCCUGGUAUUACUUAAUGUUUUCUUUGCCUAAUUUAAAAUUUCCCUGGCAUUACUCGAUAUUUUCUAUGCCUUUUUUAAAACUUUCCUAGGUCUUACUUAAUAUUGUAACGAAUCUCACUAUGCAGACUCUCUGCAAACUGCACGACACACCACCAACUUAAAGAACUUAAAAAUGUCCGAAAAUCACAACCAACACUGUACAAUUGGCAACACGUAACACAGGCUGUACAAAUAUUUCUCUCCAAUAUCAACCGGAUCGCCGUAUCAACUCUUCUACUGAGCUCACUGUCUCUUUUCGGGCAUGCACUGGGUUCAACAGUUAAGAACUGAUAUCACACACUAGGCUCGUUGUGUCACACUAGAUCGCAGACCAAGAUCAAGACGCCAGUCGUUUUGACUGUACUUGACAGUACUCCGCACUGAACCGUCGUAAUGCGCAGUACAGAACCAAACCGCUGAACCACAUUGAACUAUGCUGUAGUCUACCGGAUUGUGGGAAACCGGGCUGUAGUGAACCGUGUUCUGAACCGCCUGACUGUGACACCAUUGCUCUUUAUAUAGGGUCCCUAUUAGCCUUCUAGAACUGGACGGAACAUCUUCUUGACCCUUCUGGUAAUCACAUGACAAUAUCCCUCGUGACGUUACUAAGCACUAUUCGCACAACAGAUCCUUCCCUAACUAUCUUAGCUGACCGUCGUAAUUCGUUACGGUCGCUCGUCUGGCGCUGGCCUGGAGCGAUUGGCCUCGGCUGACUACACACAAACCACUACCCCCAUCUGUGUCAUCAUCAGGCUUAUAACAACAUUUCCUUUGCCUAAUUUAGACUUUCCCUGGUAUUAAUAAACAUUUUUGCCUAAUUUGAACUUUUCCUGGCAAUACUCAAUUUUUUUCUUUCCCAAAUGAAUUAAACAAUUCUAAAAUAAAACUUUUCCCUUUCAAAACUUAAAAAGAAGUUGUUGCAACAGAACUUUGCAAGGUCUAAAUUAUACAAACAUUUUUAUUUCUAAAAUUUUUACAAUUUUUUUUGCGAUCUGAACGUGACUGAUGGAAGAAAAAUUACAGGGAAAUAUAAGUGGCUUUUUUUCUUUAGGCGCCCAAUGACAAUCUCCUCCAUUGCUUUUUAUUUUGAAAGCAAUUGAAAUUAGCCAAAUCAAUUUUUAUAUCUUAAUUUUAUUUUUCAUUUUUUUGAAAAAUUAAGUAUCCAUCGCUGCAUAUUCGAAAUUUUUUAAACAUAUAAUGUUAU